AUGAAGUCGAUUUGGUUGUCGCUCCUGCUUGCCGCAGCCGUCAGCUCAAUUGAAAUCCCCGUCCAAAGGAGGCUCGUGGCCAGCACUCUCAGUUCGGGAAUUCCGGUUGAUGUUGAUACCGCCUCCAAGGCAUACGUUGGAGUUAUUUCGUUGGGGAGUCCAGGUCAAGAUUUCAACGUGGCCUUUGACGUGAAUACGCCGGCUUUGUGGGUGCCCGACUCUGCGUGCUCUUGCGGCGACAGAUGCAAAAAUGGUAAGGGUUGAACACUGUGUGCGGACUAACAGGGGAAGUACUCCAAGUGCGACGCUCAGAUUUUCUUUAAAAUUUGCACACACGUCGGGUAUGGACUAAGUAUCAAUUCCUGAAAGUUUUAGCUCGCGCUUUCCGGGCGCCGCCGAGAUAUCGAACGAUUUUUGCCGCCGAGACAGCACGCUAAGCGUGGAGAGCGGUCAGAGAGAAAAGCGCUUUUUGGUUAUAACUUUGGCAGUUUCGUGCGGAAAAAUUUGAUUUUUUGUAGAAACAUGACCCUUUACGGUAGAAAUAAGCACGAAACUUUUCGUGCCGAAAUUCCGCAAAAAGUGAUAAAUUUUGGCCGACUUUCGAUCUAAAAAUCUCGGUUUUUUCUGCAAAGCGCGAGCUAGGAUUUUCGCAUAUAUCUUAGAAAAAAUUAUUCUAAAUGUGUGCCAAGUUUCAUCAAAAUCUGAGCGUCGCACUUGGAGUAUUUCCCCUGUAAAGUAUCACGUUUGAAUGCCUUAAUCCAGAGGACAAAGAAACCAUUUUUUUUCUAGAGAAACUGUGCCCUCUGCUUUGUGCUUCCCAUUGCUGUGCCAAGAACUUAUUGGCCGACGAGGAGAGUGGCUCGUGCUCAAACAAACUCGUUUUCGACCCACAGAAGUCUCGAUCAUACGUUGGAGGUAAGGGUGUCGUAAUGCCCCCUACUUGUUUCCCGUCUGUACAUAAAAUCUGUAAUUUGACGCUUCAGGCAACGCGACCGUCGACCUCAAAUUCCUGGGACGCACGGUGAAGGCGGCUACUGGCUACGACACCCUCAGGAUUGGACCUCAUUAUCGGCCGGGGCUCACCGCCAACACCAUUAAAUUCGGACGUGUGUCGGAGUUCCACAAGGACUACAAACUUGUCAACUACGAUGGAGUUUUUGGGCUGGGUUUCGGCGAAGUGAACGGACUCCCCUCUCCCAUCAAACAACUGGCUUCUCAUGGAGUCAUCCCUUCGCCUCUCCUUACCGCCUACAUUUACAACCAAACGCGUAGCACCACUGUUGACGGGGUUCUGACUAUUGGCGAGGUUGACAAAAGACGCUGCAAAGCUGUUGAGGUCUUUGUCGAGACCGACCGUACCGCCGAUGCAUGGGUGUUCAGCUCUCCGGUCUUCAACGUCAGCAGGACUUCUGGGACAACCAACGGAAGUUGGCUGGGAGUUCUCGACUUCAACGCAAAUUAUAUCCAAGUUCCUCCCGCUGCUUUCACACUCAUUCGAAAUUACAUGAGAGGCACCGUUGGCGAGGACGGUCGUAUCACCAUUCCAUGCAUUAAUAUCCCUGUGUACUUCAACAUUGGCGGCCAAUCGUUGGCAUUAAACACUGCGACGUUCACCGAACAUGCCGGUGGGAUGUGCAAACUCAACAUUAGAGAAACACCUAGCUCAGACAAGUACGCCUUCCGUUUUGGUUUGCCACCCUUGCAAAGCCAUUGCAUCGUUCUUGAUUACAACGGCAGGCUUGCGUUCACUCCUAAGAAAGUCUAA
Bursaphelenchus xylophilus (pine wood nematode) is the source of this 1765-nucleotide messenger RNA. The record is from the annotation of a GenBank genome assembly. NCBI's taxonomy places the organism in Eukaryota, Metazoa, Nematoda, Chromadorea, Rhabditida, Aphelenchoididae.